Molecule: messenger RNA, 1444 nt
Organism: Capra hircus (goat)
Lineage: Eukaryota; Metazoa; Chordata; Mammalia; Artiodactyla; Bovidae
Gene: EPCIP
Product: chromosome 1 C21orf62 homolog
Exons: 2
Coding region: 286-942 (218 amino acids)
Source: RefSeq, a predicted model, not a curated record
UCUCCAUCCGCAGGCAGUAGGUCUCCUCCCCCGGCAUCUACUCUUUGCUUGCUUGUUGGCGUGUUCGUCUCACCACCAGCAGACACCACCGGGAGUUUUCCAGCUCACUUUUUCAGAUUUUAGGGGCCUGGUUGCUCCCCUCCCCCCUCCCCCACCCCAGGCUCUUAGGAAAGAGCCUGCCCUACACUUGGGCUCCUAGCAUCGCCUGCCUUUGCUGGAACUGCAAGUGAUUUUCAGUGAAUCGGCUCAUGAAGAGGAACCUGGCUGGCCUGCGCUGAGACGAGAAUGGCAGCUCCUUCUGGGCACAGCUUCUUUCUGAUCGGUGCGCUGGGCGUCUUUGCACUCAACUGCUUCACCAGGGCUCAGAGGAACGGCACGCUCAUUUUCACCAAGGAAAACACCAUUCGGAAGUGCAGCUGCUCAGCAGACAUCCGAGACUGUGACUACAGUUUGGCCAACCUGAUGUGCAGCUGUAAAACCGUGCUGCCUCUUGCCGUUGAGCAAACGAGCUAUAGUGACCGUCUGACCAUCUGGUUCACAGACACGUCUGCGCUGGGGCUCCUGCUGAACUUCACGCUUGUCCGGGACCUGAAGCUUUCCCUGUGCAGUACCAACAUUCUCCCCACUGAAUACCUGGCUAUUUGCGGUCUGAAGAGGCUUCGGGUCAGCACGGAGGCCAAGCAUCCCUCCCCUGAACAGAGUUUACUCAUCCACGACGGUGGGGAGAGUGAAUCCAGAGAGAAGCCCACAUUCCAGCGAGGCUGGCAAACCUGUAUGUAUCUCUCCUUCUUAGAUAUGGCACUCUUCAACAGGGAGUCCGCCUUAAAAUCAUACAGUGUUGCGAACUCUGCCAGCAUGGCCAACAACUUCCCCUGCUUUUCCCACCUUAAAACCUUCCCAGUUCUAAACAACAAAAGCUACGUCGUCACCUUCAUUUACUAACAUCGUAGCCGUGCCCGGUCCUCCGGGGACUUCGGCAUCUGCUGGAUGAUCUCAACAAGGGAUCUGUGAACAAGGUCAUGGGUAUUCCUAGCCUCAACUUCACUUCUCCUCCAGCCUCCUUUCACACAGAGCCAGCCCUCUGCUCCACCCAUGCCUGGCCAUAGGAAAACAAAAUAAAAACAAGCAAAAAACCUACUUGAUUCAGUCUAGAAGCAUAUGCUGGGGGCCAGCUAGAGGCUAGGUUUUUGCUACUAAGGGAGGGUAGGGAAAUGUCAGAUCAGUGCACCCCAAGGACUGCUUAGUGGACCUCAGCAGAGGGGAUGAACCCUAAAGAAAGGCGUCUUCCAGGUUUCCCCUGGAUACUAUAGAUAGUACCCAUUUUUUAAAAUUAAACCAAUUUUUGAAAAUGGCAAUUAUGGUGAUGCAGUGGUUGACACUUGCCUUUCAAUGCAGGGGAUGCCAGUUCGAUCCCUGGUCAGGGAACUAAGAUCCCACAUGCCUC